AUGGAUCAUGGUUUAUUCUGUCAACAGAAAAUUCUUUCUCUUCCUCUUUGCUUUACAAAACCAUCAGUGGUAUCAGAGCAAAAGGAUCUUAGCGUAAAAGGAAAGGUUGUGAGACAGAAAAAGAGAGAAAACAAUGAUCCACCACCUCUUAGAGCAAGUCCUACUAUUGCUCAAUUGAAGCAACAUAGUGAGGAGGUUGCAAAAAAGUUUAAGGCUUUGUCUUGCAUCCUAUUUGUCGUGUCUGAUGCAAUAUUCACUAGGAUUAUGACUUGUGAAACAGCAAAGGAUGACUGGGAUAGAUUGCAAGAAGAGUUUAGAGGCAAUUCAAGAACAAGGCAAAUGCAAGUUUUAAAUUUAAGAAAGGAGUAUGAAACCUUGAAGAUGAAAGACUCGGAAUCUGUCAAAGAAUAUUCUGAUAGGCUAAUGAAAGUUGUGAAUCAAAUAAGGCUGUUGGGAGAUGACUUACCUGACAGGAGAGUUGUGGAGAAGGUGCUUAUCAGUUUGCUAGAAAAAUUUGAGGCAAAAAUAUCUUCUCUUGAAGACUCUAGAGAUCUGUCUUCUAUAAUCUUGUUUGAGUUGGUUAAUGCCUUGCAAGCUAUUGAGCAAAGGAGGCUAAUGAGACAGGAAGAACAAGUAGAAAGGGCCUUGUUUGUUAAAGGAAAAUAUAAAACUCAAACAAGUUUUGGUGUAAGAAAGCACCGAGAUGAAAAGAAGAAGGUGGAAAACAAUAAGACUGCUGGAAAAAGUGGAGUUUAUAUUCCAUGUGUUCGUUGCAAAAAAUCAGGACACUCUCCAAGAUGGUGUUGGUAUCGACCUAAUGUUCAAUGUCGAAAUUGUAAGCAAUUUGGACAUGUUCAAAAAGUGUGUAAAAAUUUGAAGGAGAAGCAAACAAAGCCUCAAGCACAUAUGGCUGAAAAUCAGCAACAACAUCAGGAAGAGCAUCUAUUUUCAGCUAUCAAUUUAAGGCCUGCAGUAGUGUUGAAACUUGGUUACUGGAUAGUAGAUGCGCUCAUCACAUGA
Messenger RNA from Olea europaea var. sylvestris, 1020 nucleotides. RefSeq lists its product as uncharacterized. Bases 1 to 1020 code for a protein of 339 amino acids. The transcript is spliced from 4 exons. NCBI's taxonomy places the organism in Eukaryota, Viridiplantae, Streptophyta, Magnoliopsida, Lamiales, Oleaceae. The record is from RefSeq and is a predicted model, not a curated record. Gene Ontology annotation, molecular function: zinc ion binding; nucleic acid binding.